ACAGAAAACUUAGUGUGUUGAUGAGAGCCGCUGGAGACUCAUCAGCUGGACUCAUCUGACUAAAAACGGCGGAAACAGCGCAUAAAUGUUUUAUGGGCUUUCACGAGGACAGUGUUAUUUAACAACUGGACAUAUCACCACUUGCAGCGAAAGACGAAUCCAUUAACGGAGAAACUAUCGGUACCCGCCUAUAGACGAGGUUUGACUGAGAUGGCUGUAUCACUGUCCUGCCACAGGACAGUCCUAUUGGCUGUGGCGUUCUGUUAUCUGCCUUGCAUCGCUUCCUCUCUCAACCUGGAGGAUCCCAAUGUUUGCAGCCACUGGGAGAGUUACUCAGUGACAGUGCAGGAGUCGUACGCCCAUCCUUUUGAUCAGAUUUAUUACACCAGCUGCACUGACAUCCUCAACUGGUUCAAGUGCACCAGACACAGGGUGAGUUAUCGGACAGCAUAUCGUAGAGGAGAAAAGACCAUGUACCGCAGAAAGACCCAGUGUUGUCCAGGCUUUGACGAGAAUGGAGAGAUCUGUGCUCCUCAUUGUGAAGAGAGCUGUAUUCAUGGCCGUUGUGUGGCACCCAACACCUGCCAGUGUGAGCCGGGCUGGGGAGGUUCCAACUGCUCCAGUGCUUGUGACAGUAACCACUGGGGUCCACACUGCUCUAACAGAUGUCAGUGCCAGAACAAAGCACUGUGCAACCCCAUCACUGGAGCCUGUAUCUGCACUCCUGGAUAUAGAGGCUGGCGCUGUGAGGCUCAGUGUGAAUUGUACACCUAUGGUAACGGAUGCCAACAGAAAUGCCAAUGCCAGAAUGGAGCUGUCUGUCACCAUGUAACCGGAAAAUGCAAGUGUUUGCCAGGAUACACAGGACCUUUCUGUGAAGACCUGUGUCCUCCAGGAAAACAUGGACAGGAGUGUGAAGAGAGAUGUCCCUGUCAGAAUGGAGGAAUGUGCCACCCUGUAACAGGGGAGUGCUCCUGUCCUGCAGGAUGGAUGGGUACUGUGUGUGGCCAGCCAUGUCCAAAAGGGAGAUUUGGACAAAACUGUUUCCAGGAAUGCCACUGUCACAAUAAUGGCAUGUGUGUGUCAUCCACUGGACAGUGUCUCUGCAGCCCUGGAUACACAGGAGAACGGUGUCAGGAUGAGUGUCCAGUUGGUACUUAUGGUGCCAGCUGCGCAAAGACAUGUCGCUGUAAAAACAACAGCAAGUGCGACCACAUCUAUGGAAUUUGUCUGUGUGAGCCAGGAUACACAGGGAAGACAUGUGAUGUCCGACUUUGUCAUGAAGGACACUACGGUCUACAGUGUGAUAGGAAGUGUCCCUGCUACAUCCAGAACACUCACAGUUGCCACCCAAUGUCAGGAGAAUGUACAUGUCAGCCAGGUUGGUCAGGUCUCUACUGUAAUGAGACGUGCACCCCAGGUUUUUAUGGCGAGUCCUGUCAGCAGGUGUGCCUGUGCCAGAAUGGAGCUGACUGCCACAGCGUGACUGGAGAGUGUUUCUGUGCUCCUGGCUUCAUGGGUCCCAACUGUUCAGUCCCAUGCCCAGCUGGAACACAUGGAGUUAACUGCUCAUCCAGCUGUAAUUGUAAGAACAAGGCUCAGUGUUCACCUGUGGAUGGGUCCUGCCUCUGUAAACCAGGAUGGCAUGGGGUUGACUGCUCAAUCAACUGUCCCAGUGGAACCUGGGGUCUGGGCUGUAAUCUCACCUGUAUGUGUGGGAAUGGAGGUGCUUGUAGUGCCUUGAACGGUCACUGUACCUGUUCUCCAGGCUGGAGAGGAGAGAGAUGUGAACUCCACUGCCAGGAUGGUACAUAUGGUCUGGAUUGUAGAGAACGCUGUGACUGUAGUCAUGCUGAUGGGUGUCACCACUCUUCUGGUCACUGUCGCUGUCUAGCUGGAUGGACUGGUAUUCACUGUGAUAGUGUGUGUGCAGAGGGCCACUGGGGCCCAAACUGCUCCCUCCCCUGUAACUGUAAGAAUGGGGCAUCCUGCUCUCCAGAUGAAGGAACCUGUGAGUGUGCUCCAGGAUACAGAGGCACCACCUGUCAGAGGAUCUGCUCGCCAGGUUACUUUGGUCACCGUUGCAGUCAGACUUGUCCACAGUGCAUCCACAGUAAUGGCCCAUGUCACCAUGUCACAGGACAGUGUGACUGUCUGCCCGGCUUCAAGGGGACACUGUGUAAUGAGGUGUGUCCUAGUGGUCGUUUUGGGAAGAACUGUGCCUGGAGUUGCAGCUGUACCAACAACGGCACCUGUAACCCCAUAGAUGGCUCCUGCCAGUGUUAUCCAGGAUGGAUCGGCAGCGACUGCUCUCAGUUGUGUCCACCUGGCCAGUGGGGACCCAACUGCAUCCACACAUGUAACUGUCACAAUGGAGCCUACUGCAGUGCUUAUGACGGAGAAUGCAAGUGCACCCCAGGAUGGACGGGCCUUUACUGCACACAACGCUGUCCAUUAGGUUUCUAUGGAAAAGAUUGUUCUCAGACCUGCCAGUGUAAGAAUGGAGCUGACUGUGACCACGUCUCUGGACAGUGUACAUGUCGCACUGGCUUCAUGGGGCACCACUGUGAACAAAAGUGUCCAUCUGGUUCUUAUGGUUACGGCUGCCGUCAGGUCUGUGACUGUCUAAACAACUCCACCUGUGAUCACAUGACUGGUACAUGUUACUGCACCCCAGGCUGGAAGGGAGCUCGAUGUGACCAAGCUGGUGUGAUGGUGGUGGGCAGCCUCAACAGUUUGACAAGUGCUGUCAUGCAUGUGGACACCUACCAAAUUGGAGCCAUCGUAGGAAUCAUCAUCCUCGUGCUGCUGGUGCUCUUUCUUUUGCUCAUCCUCCUUAUUUACAGGAAGAAGCAGAAAGGCAAAGAAACCACCAUGCCGGCUGUGACCUACACUCCUGCUCUGAGGGUCACUGCUGAUUACACCAUGGCAGAUGCUCACCAACCAACAUGUGAGCCCCAACCGAGCAACUACUUCUCCAACCCCAGUUACCAUACUCUAACCCAGUGUAUUAGCCCCCAACAUGUUAACAAUGGUCUGUAUGGAAAGGCCAGUAACAACCAGCUGUUUGUGAACAUUCAGAAUGUGGCUCCAAGAAAUCGGGAUCCUCAUACUGGCACACUUCCUGCCGAUUGGAAACAAGAGGACUGCUUCAGUGAACUGGGAGCCUUUGGAGUGGACAGGAGAUACAUGGGGAGAUCUUUGGGUGAUCUGGUGAAGAGCACAGCCCAUCAUGCCAGCUCCAGUUCCCUCAACAGCUCUGAAAAUCCAUAUGCUACAAUAAAGGACCCUCCCCUGCUGACAGCAAAAAACACAGAAUGUGGCUAUGUGGAAAUGAAAUCACCCACCAGACGGGAUUCACCAUAUGCUGAGAUUAGCAACAGCAGCCCGACUAAUAACCGGAAUGUCUAUGAAGUUGAACCAACAGUAAGUACCAUCCAUCACUCUGGAGAAGGCAUCAGCGAUGCCCAGUUUGGACAGGAUCCAUAUGAUCUACCAAAAAACAGCUGCAUCCCCUGUCACUACGACCUCCUGCCAGCCAGAGAGAGUCCUUCUUCAGAGUUCAAAGAGCUGGACAGUGAAUAAUGGGGGAGAGACUCAAAACUGAGACGAGGUCUUGCUUCCAGUCUGUGGCUCCAGCACUGGGUCUUCUACAAACAGGCACACUUUAUACCCAUGACAUACUUGUUUUUUUGUUAUCUUUGACACUAUCAUUAUAAUUAUGUAUCAUCAUUUAAAGUGAGUAUAUAUGUUUGGAUAGUUUUUAGGCUGGUAUAUUUUUUUCAACAGUUGCUUUAACCCUUCAUAGGUCAUUCCAUAUGUCUGACAGUUAAGUUCUCAGUGUGCUUUGAAUGAAGCAAUUCUAAUGAUGUUUUGUACAUCCGCUGCUACAGGCAGUGUUCCUGCCAUUUCCAAAUGACUACUCGCAAAAGGGGCCUGAAAUGCUUGCUGUCACCUUUUGACUGCCUGCCUGAUCUCUCCCGAAGUACUCACUGUGCUUUUGAAUCUUUUGAUCUCAACAAGUCAAAGUGUUCAAAUAGCACUAACGCAUAUCUUCAAAAGGCGGCUGUACUAACUGUGCACAUGAAAAGUGACCCAACAUUGGUACAAUUGCCAUGGAUGUUGUCUGAUUCAAAAAGUUUAAAAUCUGAUAUGCAUAGCCAAUUCCAUUGUUUGAGAGAUGGUUUAGGAUUCUGUUAAAUGAUCUUAGCACUUGACAUCUCUAUUUUUGUAACAGCAGUUUUAGAAAAUGAUUAAUCAGAUGAGUAUUAGCAAUUUUUUCAAAGAUCAAAUGGUUUUUUUUUCAUGUCAAGCGGCUGACAAUCCUUUUGGUGUACACUUAGUAAUGACAUGAAAUGCACGGUGGAGUAGUGGUUAGCACUUUUGCCUUGCAGCAAGAAGAUCCCUGGUUCGAGUCCCGGCCUGAGCCCGGGAUCUUUCUGCAUGGAGUUUGCAUGUUCUCCCUGUGCAUGCGUGGGUUUUCUCCGGGCACUCCGGCUUCCUCCCACAGUCCAAAAAUAUGCUGAGGUUAAUUGAUGACUCUAAAUUGCCCGUAGGUGUGAAUGUGAGUGUGAUUGUCUGUAUAUGUAGCCCUGCGACAGACUGGCGACCUGUCCAGGGUGUCCCCUGCCUUCGACCAAGUCAGCUGGGAUAGGCUCCCCUCUGCAACCAGUGAGGAUAAAACGGUGUAUAGAGGAUGGAUGUAGUCAGUAAGUUUUGGAUAGUAUUUAAAUUAACCAAAGGUAUAAAUCCCAUUUAUUGGUUUUAUCAGUAUUGUCUGAGGUUCCAAGCUGAGCCCCUUCUCACUGUUAUAUUUCCAUUGAUUGUCAGCAAUUUCCCACUAAAUGUAGAAUAAACUUUGUAUUUCAUAAAUAUCCAUCAUACAUACUGUUCAGUGAUCACCAUCACUUCUCUGUGAUGACUUUUGUCCUCCAGAGUAGCUCCUCUUAGCAGGAUGUUUAUCCAUACACUGUACUUCACAAAGGGAACUUGAGCUCAACUUGCUGCACAAAUGUAAUUUUGCAAUAUGUCUUGAUGACUGCUUCAUCUGUCUUGCUAAAGAAAAAAAAAUCUCUCUAUUUUAACUGUUUAACUGUCCCUUCAUAACCUUUAGGAAAUAUGCAAGAGUUUAUCUGGGCCUAUUUUGUAUACCAGCUGCUGCCCCAACAUACUGUAAUGCAUUCAGCUGUGUGUCUAGUUCUUAAUUUUGGCUGUGCAGCUCCAUCAGUCGUAAAAUGGCAGCAAAGUGGGGCACAGGUGCUUCACCUCUUCUUAUAUAUGAUAUCAUGUUGUUUUGUUUGACUAAACAACUGAAAAAAUAACUUUCUCUCUGAUCUAUUGGGUCCUGUACCAUACCAACCCAGUCUCAUGGCCAAAUGUGAAAUACCUACGUUUGUCCACAGAACAAAACGUAAUAGUCUCACAAUAAAGGUCUGAAAAUUGUGAAAUGUUUACGUUUUUUUCCCCCUAUUAUUUUCUAUUGGCCUGAUGACAGGCCAAUAGAACCACGUCUCUUUAACCACAUCCAUAAACCUCCUCUUUGGUCUUCCUCUAGGCCUCCUGCCUGGCAGUGGGAAACUCAGCAUCCUUCUACCAAUAUAUUCCCUCUCUCUCCUCUGGACAUGUCCGAACCAUCUCAGUCUGGCCUCCCUGACUUUAUCUCCAAAGCCUCUAACAUGUGCUGUCCCUCUGAUGUACUCAUUCCUGAUCCUAACCAUCCUGGUCACUCCCAAAGAGAACCUCAGCAUCUUCAGUUCUGCUACAUCCAGCUCUGCCUCUUGUCUUUUUCCUCAGGGACACUGUCUCCAGACCAAACAACAUGGCUGGUCUCACCACAGUUUUGUAAACCUUUCCUUUCAUUUUAGCUGAAACUCUUCUAUCACACAUCACACCUGGGCAAUGUGUCUUUAUUAGUUAAAAGACAAGACAUUGUAAUUGUAAGAUGUCAUUCAUUCAUUUACACCUGCAUUUUGUGCUUCAUGGCGCUAGGUGUGCUGUUUGCAUGUUGGACAUUGUUUUACACAGACACCACCGAAGAAGAAAGGUGCCGGAAGUGCAGGCUUCACUGCACAUUAUGUUGUUGUUCAGAAGAAUGUGUUAGCCGGUAAAGACCGCGCCAGAAGAAACUGUGAUAAGUGGAAUAAUUUAAUGCACCAUUCUUUAGUAAAUAAGAAAGACUGAA
Molecule: messenger RNA, 6181 nt
Organism: Acanthochromis polyacanthus (spiny chromis)
Lineage: Eukaryota; Metazoa; Chordata; Actinopteri; Pomacentridae
Gene: megf10
Product: multiple EGF-like-domains 10
Exons: 25
Coding region: 211-3585 (1124 amino acids)
Cellular component (GO): membrane
Molecular function (GO): protein binding; scavenger receptor activity
Source: RefSeq, a predicted model, not a curated record